CAUACACACACCAACAGGAACACAUUUCACAAUAAACGGAUAAGGCGACAAUUUUGAUCAACUCAGUGGACAACGUUUACUUCCCCAACAUCGCAAUGAAAUGAGGGGAGCAUGGGGGCCAAAGAGUCGAGGAUAGGUUUCCUGUCGUAUGACGAGGCCGUCAAGAGAGUCACUGAUGUGGAAUUGAAGCGGCUGAAAGAUGCCUUCAAAAGAACCAGCGGCAUCACCUAUUACAUGACCCAGCAGUGCUUCUACAGGGAAGUGCUGGGAGAUGGAGUUCCCCUUAAAGUUGCCGAGGUUAUUUACACCUCGUUUGGAGGCUCAGCUAAAGGGCUGCACUUCAACAAUCUGAUCGUUGGUCUGGUGCUUCUGACCAGAGGACGAGAUGAGGAGAAGGCCAAGUACCUCUUCAGCCUGUUUGCCAGCGAUCUGGGCGGAUAUGCUGCGAGGGAAGAUAUAGAAGCUGUCCUGCAGGUCCUGGAUGGAGAAAUUCCAACCUCCCUUAAGAAGUGUUUCAGUGAGGGUGACAAGGUGAGCUAUGAGCGCUUCAGGAUCUGGCUCCUGCAGAACAAGGAGGCCUUCACUUUAUCUAGAUGGCUCCUGUCUGGAGGAGUGUGUGUCACGCUCACAGAUGACAGCGACACACCCACCUUCUACCAGACCCUGGCUGGAGUCACACACUUGGAAGAGUCAGACAUUAUAGACUUGGAGAAGCGCUACUGGCUACUCAAAGCUCAGUCCAGAACUGGCCGUUUUGACUUGGAAACCUUUGUCCCUCUGGUCUCUCCUCCUAUCCAUGCCUCACUGAGUGAAGGCUUGUUUCACGCCUUUGAUGAGAAUCGGGACAAUCACAUCGACUUUAAAGAGAUAUCAUGUGGUCUCUCUGCGUGCUGCAGGGGGCCCAUCGCUGAAAGGCAGAAAUUUUGCUUCAAAGUGUUUGAUGUGGACCGUGAUGGCGUUCUGUCUCGAGAUGAACUCCAUGAAAUGGUGGUUGCCUUGCUGGAGGUGUGGAAGGACAAUCGCACGGAUACACUCCCUGAGCUUCACAGUAGCGUAUCGGACAUAGUCGAGGACAUCCUGAAGAUGCACGACACAACCAAGCUGGGUCACCUGACCCUGGAAGACUACCAGAUCUGGAGUGUGAAGAGUGCUUUGGCCAAUGAGUUCUUAAAUCUGCUCUUCCAGGUCUGCCACAUAGUGCUGGGGCUUAGGCCUGGCAGUCCUGAAGAGGAGGGGCAGAUCAUAAGGGGCUGGUUGGAGAGGGAGAGCAGACACGGGCUGCAGCAUGGUCAGAACUGGUUCCUCAUCUCCAUGCUGUGGUGGCAGCAGUGGAAGGACUACGUUAAAUAUGAGCAUAAGGGCAUCGUGGUGGAGCAGCCGUCCAUCCUGAGCUCACUGCGGACUCCGAUGGCUACUGCCACCAUAGAGCCCCCCCCUCUGGACAGACUGGGAGGACUGGGAACCUUCGGCCCAGUCAGCCCCACGGAGGAGAAGUCACCUGAUGCUGUGUCCAGCGCCUCAGAGGCCACUGAGAUCGCCCUGAGCCCCCAGGUCGCUCCUUCUGCGACAGAGAGCUGUUUCGCCCGUCAGCACAAUGUGUCGGACAACAACAAUCAGUGUUUCUCUGGAGCCAACGGACACCUUCCCUCCCAGCUGAUAGCACAAAGACCCGGAGCCAUCGACAACCAGCCUCUCGUCAACACCGACCCCAUGAAGGCCCCGACGUUAACCAUGGAAGGGGGCCGGCUGAAGCGCUCCCUGCAGCUGGUGCCUGGCAGGGACUUUGAGACGGUGCCAGAGCCGGUGUGGAGGGCACUCUACCAUUGGUACGGUGCCAACCUCAGCCUGCCGCGACCGGUUAUCCUGGAGAGCAAGACAGGCAAUGCAGAGUUGGAGCUCUUUCCGCGCUACCUCCUCUUCCUCCGCCAGCAGCCGGCCACGCGCUCCCCCCAGUCCAACAUCUGGGUCAACAUGGGUAUGACCAGCCUGCGAAUGUUCCCACCGUAUUUACCCCAACCAAGAGCAGGUAGCGUGCCCUCGCCCAACGCUCCUCUGAAGAGGAUGCUGGCCUACACAGGCUGCUUCAGCCGCAUGGGCACCAUCAAAGACAUCCACCUGUACCUGUCCCAGAGACUACGCAUCAAGGAAGAGGACAUGAGGCUCUGGCUCUACAACAGUGAGAACUACCUCACACUCCUGGACGAUGAAGACCACACACUUGAAAGCCUGAAGAUUUAUGACGAGCAGCAGCUAGUUAUUGAAGUCAGGAACAAAGACAUGAGCUGGCCUGAGGAAAUGUCUUUCAUUGCCAACAGUAGUAAGAUGGACAGACACAAAGUUCCCACAGAGAAAGGAGCCACAGGCCUCAGUAACCUUGGCAACACCUGCUUCAUGAACUCCAGUAUCCAGUGUGUGAGCAACACCAAGCCUCUCACAGACUACUUCAUCUCAGGGAGACACCUCUACGAGCUCAACAGAACCAACCCCAUCGGGAUGCGAGGUCACAUGGCCAAGUGUUACGGGGACCUGGUGAUGGAGCUGUGGAGCGGCACUCAGAAGAACAUCGCUCCGCUCAAACUCAGGUGGACAAUAGCAAAGUACGCCCCGCGCUUUAACGGCUUCCAGCAGCAGGACUCCCAGGAGCUGCUCGCCUUCCUGCUGGAUGGUCUCCAUGAAGAUCUCAACAGAGUCCAUGAGAAACCCUACGUGGAGCUGAAGGACAGCGACGGCCGGCCAGACUGGGAGGUGGCCUCUGAGGCGUGGGAGAACCACCUGCGCAGGAACCGCUCCAUCGUGGUGGAUCUGUUCCAUGGUCAGCUCAAGUCCCAGGUGAAGUGCAAGACGUGCGGACACAUCAGCGCUCGCUUCGACCCCUUCAACUUCCUGUCCCUGCCCCUGCCCAUGGACAGCUCCAUGCAUCUGGAGAUCACUGUCAUUAAACUGGACGGCUCCACCCCUGUGCGCUACGGCCUGCGGUUGAAUAUGGAUGAGAAGUACACAGGGCUGAAGAAACAGCUGAGCGAGCUGUGCAGUCUGAAGCCGGAGCAGAUCCUCCGCGAGGUCCACACCUCCAACAUCAAGAACUUUCCCCAGGACAACCACAAGGUGCGUCUGUCUGUGAACGGCUUCCUGUGUGCAUUUGAGAUCCCGGUGCCCGGUUCCCCAACUUCACUGUGCUCCCCCACGCUGACAGAUGUAACCCCGAUAGGCAACGGCCUUGCUGCUAACGGGGACCUGGGCAACAAGCCCGUCCUCAUCCCCAACGGUGGGCCCAGCACCGUUGUGCUCUAUAACCCAGAGAUGCCCCUCGCCAACGGGGUCUCCAACGGACACAUCACACCCAUGCAGGAGAGCCCCUUCAUUGGAUACAUCAUCGCCAUGCACAGGAAGAUGAUGCGUACGGAGCUGUACUUCCUGUCCUCUCAGAAGAACCGGGCCAGUCUGUUUGGCAUGCCGCUCAUCGUUCCCUGCACUGUCCACACCAGUAAGAAGGAUCUGUAUGAUGCCGUCUGGAUCCAAGUGUCCCGUCUGGCCAGCCCCCUCCCCCCACAGGAGGCCAGCAACCACGCCCAGGACUGUGAUGACAGUAUGGGCUACCAGUACCCCUUCACUCUACGGGUCGUGGGCAAGGACGGCACCUCCUGCGCCUGGUGUCCUUGGUACAGGUUCUGUCGAGGCUGCACGAUAGAGUGUUCAGAGGACAGAGCCUCUGUAGGAAAUGCUUACAUAGCUGUGGACUGGGACCCAACCGCCCUGCACCUCCGCUACCAGACCUCCCAGGAGAGGAUUGUGGAGGAGCACUGCAGUGUGGAGCAGUCCCGUCGGGCCCAGGCUGAGCCCAUCAGCUUGGACAGCUGUCUGAAGGCCUUCACCAGCGAGGAAGAGCUGGGUGAGGACGAGCUCUACUACUGCUCCAAGUGCAAGACGCACCGGCUGGCCACUAAGAAACUGGACCUAUGGAGGCUGCCGCCCAUGCUGAUUGUCCACCUGAAGCGCUUCCAGUUUGUAAAUGGUCGUUGGAUCAAAUCUCAGAAGAUUGUCAAGUUCCCGAGGCAGAAUUUUGACCCCAGCGCCUUCCUGGCCCCCAGAGACCCGGAGCAGCGCUGCCUUCACUCCCGCAGCGAGAGCGAGGAUCUGCUGAGGGUCGGAGAGGACAACCUGUCCUCCAUCUCUGCCCCUGCUGGCUUCUGCAACAUCCUCAAAGCCUCACCCGCCUCAGGCAGGAAGUCAGCACCUUCUCUCAGCCGGACCAGCAGCCCCUCUGGCAGCCCAAAGAGCGGGGGCCGCAGGCCAGGCCGGCUACGCCUCCCCCAGCUGGGCACCAGGCACCGCCUCUCGAACAGCAAAGAGAGCCUGGAUGGAGCCGCUAAUCCUGAGGCAGAGCAGCCAGAGACUGAGGGCAGCACAGCAGGUCUUCCAUGUUUAGGAGAUGCCGUUGCGUCGGACGCAUCGUGCGGUACUGAAGCGUCCAGCAGCAACUGUGACAUCGUCCUGAUGAACGGACACAUCAACGGGCUGGGAUCAGACUGCAGCACGGAGAGCAGCAUGGACCCUGACAGCUCCCUGCUCCAGCACGGAGACAACAUGUGUCUGGAUGCCAUCUACAACCUCUAUGCAAUAUCUUGCCAUUCAGGAAUCAUGGGAGGAGGCCACUAUGUGACAUAUGCCAAAAACCCCAAAGAGAAAUGGUACUGUUACAAUGACAGCAGCUGUAAGGAAGUGCACUCUGAGGAGAUCGACACCGACUCGGCCUACAUCCUCUUCUACGAGCAGCAAGGGGUCGACUACUCCCAGUUCCUGCCAAAGACUGAUGGCAAAAAGAUGGCCGACACCAGUAGCAUGGAUGAAGACUUUGAGUCCGACUACAAGAAAUACUGUGUGCUCCAGUGAUCGCACCUCGUCUUCCGUCAUCCGGCACUACACCCGCUCUCUGCUCCUGCCUGCAGUCGUUCUGAUGAAUUCUCACAAACUGCUAAUGACUGGAGUCGGAUGUCCUGUGCUCUCUUUCUUUAGAGACGCGCCACAGCACUUUCUACACUUGAUCGCAUACAUAUUUCAGUGCAAAGGUUUGUCAAGAAAACAGUUGAGCCCUGGUGAAAGCACUAAAACUGUUGCACUUUGCUGAGCCCUACAAAACAAACCCCCGUCCCUUCUCCUUAACCCCCGCCAGAACAUACGUGUAACACAUACUUGCAUACUAACACAUCUCUGAAUGUAUGCCAGUAUGGCCAAGUCAUGCAGUGAUGUUGCUUUGUCAUUGUGCAUUUGUCGCUGAUGUCAGAAGGAGAAAAACAAACACCAGGGGUCCACAUGUGAUCUGAGCCUAGAUAUCUGACCAGCAGAAGGAAAUCAGUGAAGUGUAAGUGCAAAGCUAAUGAUUGGAUACAAUUUAAAUGCCAAACUGUUCGGUGGCCGAAACGUGCAAAUGCGCUACUUUGGCAUUUUCAAAAUCAAUGCAAAUAUAUAAACACAAAUGUUCCCAAACACAUGCAAAUGAAAAAACAUCUUCACCAAUUUGACAAGACAUGCGCAGCGUUUAUUUAAAGCGGGCAGAAACGAAACGCUACGAAUAAAAAAAAAAAAAAGGAUCAAAACACAACGGAAAUGGGGACACUCAAAAAGUCACAGUCACAGCUGAGACCGGAGCACCUGUUGAAGCAUUUUUUGCUUUGCAGCGUUUCGUUUCUGCCCGCUUUAAGUAAACACUGCGCUUUUGAUUGUUGGCACAUUUGUGUUUUUUUUAUUUGCUCUAUUUGUUUUGCGCCAUGUAACGCGUUUCCCCCUUUCAGCCACCAUACAAGUGAAAACAAGGCCAAGAAAAAACUACGUCAAAUUUGAUGACACAGUUCAACAGGAUGUUGAUGUGAUACUAUGACAAGCUUUUAAAAAGUUCUCCAAAGGUUUUAAUGCAAAAAUGUCACUAGGAUAAGUCACAUGCUACCUCAAUGCUUCCUCCAGUCUGUCGGCAAACUGUACCCUAAAAUGUCCGUGACAGUAUUAAUUGUAAUACACAAAAUGCAACUUUACAGUCAUGGUACACACAUUUCAGCUCCCCCCCUUCUAGGACACUCACAGGUCCUGAUGCGGACAUCAAAUAAAUUAGGCAUUUUUUGCCAAACUGUGUUCCAUUCCACAGCUGCCAAAUAUCAGUGGUGAUUUGUGCAAUGUUGAUCUGUUUGUCCCCAUAACUUCUCUGAAACUGUUGAAGUAUCACUCUGGGUUUGUUUAGGACAGGUGCCAUUCAUUCAAAAAGACACACUUAAAGAUACAGUAUAUGUUUAUUUUUUCUGCAAAUGCGUUGUUUUAUAAAAUAUUUAUUUUAUUGGUUUUUUUUCUUAAGGUAGGCUUCAGUAGCUACUUCAGGUUAGGAAUGGGUGUUUUUCUCAAAGCUACACAAGGCUGGUCUUAACAGCACUCUCGCAACAUGAGCUUUUCACCUGCUGCCAUUCUCAACUGUUGACACUCAUCUCGUAUACUAAUGUCCAUAAACCCUCCAGUAAGAAACCAGAACAUUUGGGACAUUGGGAAUCCAUUGAUUGUACUUACAAAAUGAUUUUAACAUUUUAUUUAAAGAGUAACUUAAAUACUACUCCACUGAUUUAGCAUAGCACUCCUACAACAUAGGCCAGUAUAAAAAAGGAUACAAAGGUAUGGUUCAGAACAUCUUUUUUUAUCCACAUAUUACGUUUUCUUGUCAAUACUUGGCGCCUACAUUACCCACAGUGCAACUCAACCACCAACAGUUUGGUCAAACAUUCGGGUGUUAAUGCUGGUAUCACAUAAGUAAAAUGUAUCCCUAAUACCUGGAAACAUGGUUUUGAUUGAUGGCUAAAAUUGAUCGUCAUUUAACGCCUGAAUGCCAGAAUGCUGUUUAGCGCCCUCUCUCGUAGAAUCCUUUACGCUUUUUCUUGUGAUUGAUUGCUCCUGUAACAGCGCAAACUUACAGCGUCAUAUCAAUAUCCUGAAGUACAAGUGAGAACACCAAAGGUCACCAAAAGAACCUUUUUGAAGGGUGAUUUUUAAAGGCCCCACAUGUCAAUUAUGGGUGUGCGGUUAAUGCUUCCCUGCCCCUUGUAGUACUACAACUAUUACAACUAAAUAUCCCAUAAAACCAUAGUGAUUUUAUUUGUCUAAAAUCUGGAAUUCCAACUAGGUGAAGUGGGCCAACUCUCUCAUGGGCCCCAAAGCCAAUUGGAUACAUAUCCAAUGUUAUCGUAAUGCACCUUCAAAACCUUAAUUCAUACUCAACUUUAAGGCUGUUAUGUUAUGGGCCUUGUGACGAAAUCAAGUUAUUUUGUACCAUAUGAAACCUGUAAUAUACAAUGAAAACAGGGUGGUGCCCACUGCCCAUAUUUGCCCAGGUAGACCAAUAACACCCAAAGAUUUCCUGUGAAUGAAGUUAUAUUGAACAGCAAAGUCAUUGGAAGAUUUCUAGAAAGAGGGACAUCAUUGGAUACCAAUAACAUGGGAAAUAGACACAGUUUUUAAUUGAUGAUUCAAAUCAUUUCCAUUAAAUUGCAUGGCCGACAUGUAUUUCAAAUGCAUUUGAUUUCAUUUUAAAUUUAGCUUUUUUUUUAAAAAUUCUUUUAGAAAUCAACUCGGUACAUUGUGUGCUCUUACAAUGUAGCAUGACAAAAAGUUCAGUCCCCAUAAACCAACUGCUAUCAGAUGGUUUCAGUUUAUUGAGCAUUUAUUCUUCAAAAGAAACAUGGCCUGUGGAACCUGUUGAGAGCUGGUCAGAUCUUUAAAAACUUCCCUCAUCAAUGGACCCAACAUUGAAAUUGCGUUUUCUUUUCUGCUUGAAUACUGUUUUUAAGUAGAAAUACAGUCCCUUCUUUUUAGCAGAAGCUUUGGCUUCUUAACGUGACUCUGGAUGUUGGUUUAAAAGGUUUUGCAGUAGUUUUGCAGCAGUUUUGAGUCCCGGUGGAGCUUAGUGUCUGGUGUGUAGCAGCGCCAGUGGAGCUCCUCUUGAGCUGGGCUCGGUCUAAUCACUGUGAACAGACAGCGGUCAGUACGCGGUUCCCCAGUUUGUCUUCGAGGUCACAGGAGAUGAUUCUCUGUGUUUUUAGCUGCUGUAUUUAUGAGGCGAAGGCGUCUGUAUGGAUGUAUUUUGGAGAGAUAUAUGUCACUGAAUUAAAAUUUAUUUUCCUUUGCCAAGUACGUUUGUUGAACAAAUGGAAAUGUACAGAUGAGUGCUAUUUAUGUUUGCUUGCUCAGCUCUUUUUGUCCUCCACCCACCUGCCUUUGCACCGAGCUGUAGAUGAUGUCCAGUUUGUGUCUGUGUUUUAAACGUCAUCACGUGGCUCAAAGGGAAACUUUCCUGAGGAUUAGUCUCUUGAGAACCCUGUUUUUAAUGUUUGCUUCAUUUAAAGGUGCAAUAGCUGUCAAGUGCUUUUGUGGCUGUGAACAUCCCUUCAAACUUGUGUGAUGCUAAAUUGACCAAACCUGUAGCCUAAACUGUAUUAGCCAAAAUAAACCUAAAGUUGGAGUUCAUUUCAGCAACAUUUCUGUCAUCCGGGAAGUAAACGAGUUUCUGCCCAAAGGAGCUGAACUUUGACACAGAAAUUGGGCAAACACCAUUCUUAAACACUAUGGAAAUAAUAUCAUAAGCCCCUCCCCAUCCCCAAACGCCCCGCCCAUCUGGCCCCGCCCCCCCAGAAGGCAGUGCAAUCUACUACUGAGCUGUCUGUCAGUGUCUGUAGCCGCUUUUUAUUUAAGUUCACUUUUGUUGGAUCUGAACCACACGUGUUAAUUUAAAGAACUUUUUUGUAAGGUGUUUGUUGAAAGAAAGUGACGUUGCACUGACAUGAAAACGUGUACAUAAAAAAAUGUGUUUUGUAAAUAAGCCAAUGAAAACUAUGUAUUUGAAUAUGAACUGUACAAAAUACUGUACUUGUAGUUGUAUAUGGAGUGAUACUGUUGAUCUGUAACAAAAUACCCAAGCAACAAAUUAAAUUCUGCAGAGGAAACAAUGA
Eleginops maclovinus (Patagonian blennie) is the source of this 8975-nucleotide messenger RNA. RefSeq names its product ubiquitin specific peptidase 32 (gene usp32). The record is from RefSeq and is a predicted model, not a curated record. Gene Ontology annotation, molecular function: cysteine-type deubiquitinase activity; calcium ion binding. Gene Ontology annotation, cellular component: Golgi apparatus. Lineage: Eukaryota; Metazoa; Chordata; Actinopteri; Perciformes; Eleginopidae. Gene Ontology annotation, biological process: protein deubiquitination.